AUGAGUUUAGCUAAAUUUGCAUUCAAUAUUUAUGGUUCAUUAGGUUCUCCAAGUGAAACUAUUUCAACUGUUUCUUCAUCAAAUUCCGAUAGAUUAAUAUAUUAUUGUGAUAGAGAAGUUAAUACUCUAAGUCAAUUUAAAAAUGCUGCUGUUAUUGGUGGUAAAAAUUAUCUAAAAUUAUUAUAUUUUACUGAAGAUCAAUCAAGAAUUAUAAACGAGGUUACUUUGGAUAAUAAGAAAUUGAAUAUAAAUACUUUGAAAACAUAUGAUGAUAUAAUUGCAGCUGGUUUAACAAAUGGUCAAAUUAAUAUUUAUCAAAAUGGUCAACAACAAUUUAUGAAAUUAACGGAUCAUAUAAGAUCAAUUAAUUCAUUAGAUUUUAUAGAUGAGAAUCAAUUGGUGAGUGGAUCACAAGAUGGUUUGAUUAAGGUUUGGGAUCUAAGAUCCUCAAAGCCUACAAUUACACUAGGAAAUUCUCAUGAUCCGGUACGAGCAUGUCAGAAUAAAAACAGCAACUUAAUACUUUCAGCUAAUGAUUCUGGUUCACUUUAUAAAUACGAUUUAAGAAACGUUUCAACAUUUGAAAAGAAGUGGAAUUUACAUACUGGUCCUUGUUUAUCAUUACAUAUACAUUCGGAAUUAGAUUUAGUUGCCACGGGUGGUAGAGAUCAAAAAAUUAAUGUAUUAAAUUUUGAAAAUUAUACAAAUUUACCUGAUUAUACUAUAAAUACAUAUGGUCCAAUAUUAAAAGUACGAUGGAAUAAUGAUGAUUUAGCAUGUUCAUAUUUUGAUGAUUUGAAUAUAACAAUUUAUAAUUUGAAUAGAAAAUUUAUACCUAAAAGGGUUUUAUCAUUACAAAAACCAAUUAGUAAUUUCAUAUGGGCAAAUAAUAAAAUAUGGGUAUUGACAAAAUCAAAUGCAUUUGUAUCUUAUGAUUAUAAUGAAACUAUUCAACCAAUUGAAAAUUUAGAUAAUAUGGCAUUUAGCUGGAAUGAUUCAAAUGAUUUAAUAUUGACAAGUAAUGAUAAAGAUGAUUAUGAGAAUCCAUAUAUAAUGUGUGCUGAAUUAAAUUUACCACAAUAUGAUGAUGAAGUGUUUAAAAUUUUGGCUACAAAUUAUUUAACUGAAAUCCCAACAGGUUGUUCAAUUAUAGAUGUUUGCAUGAUAAAUUCAAAUAUUGCAAUGAAUGUUGGGUAUCAUCGAGAUUGUCAAGUUUGGAGAUUAUUAGCAAUUAGUAUCGAAGAAGAAUCAAUUGAGGAAAUAGAAGAAAUUGAAAUUGAAACAGAAGUGCCAAAUUCAAUAGCAUCAAGUAAUUUUAGUUCGAUGUCAUCAUCUCCAAAAUCAACAAGACAAUUUAGAAAGAAAGUUGUUAAAUUAUCUAAACCUUCUAAAUUUUCAAUUAAUUUGAAUGAUGAUAAAGUAUGGAAAUUUAAAAUUUUAUUGAUAAAACAUUUGGAAUAUUCGAUAUUACAAGGUGAUGUGAUAUUUAUAUCUACUAUAAUAUUAUUAUUUUAUGGUUUGGUGCCUGAUAUGCUUGAUGAGGUACAAAUUAUAGAGAUUUUAGAUAAAUAUGUGGAACUACUACUGAAAAAACAAUUAUUCACUAUCAGUGUAUCUAUAUUAAAUAAAAUACCAGAAAGUCUAAAGUCUAAAGUGGCUAAGAAUUAUUUCAAGAAUGUUCAUUUUAAUACUUAUUGUGAUAAUUGUAAAACUUUAAUUAUGAAUAAUGAUAAACAAAAUUAUUACUGCUCGGAGUGUUUCAAAAUGUCAAAUAAAUGUGUAUAUUGUAAUGAACCAAAUAAUGGAUUAUCAAUAGUGGCUAAUUUAAAUUGUGGUCAUAGAGGUCAUUUUGGGUGUUUAAAAAAAUGGUUUGUCGAUGAAGAGCAGGUUGAUUGUCCAGCUUGUUAA
Insectozyma verbasci is the source of this 1908-nucleotide messenger RNA. NCBI's taxonomy places the organism in Eukaryota, Fungi, Ascomycota, Pichiomycetes, Serinales, Debaryomycetaceae. The record is from the annotation of a GenBank genome assembly.